AUGGGCCGUUUCACACUCCCACGCGAUCUCUAUCAUGGCAAGGGCGCUCUCGAGAAUCUCAAGACACUCAAGGGCAAGAGAGCCUUCGUCGUCACAGGUUCCCACGCUAUGCGCAAAUUCGGAUUCCUUGACAAGGUUGUUAACUACCUCAAGGAAGCCAAGUUCGAGGUUCAUGUCUUCGAUGGUGUCGAGCAAGACCCAUCUGUCGAAACAGUCUUCAAGGGCGCUAAGGCCAUGGAAGAAUUCAAGCCAGACUGGAUUGUUGCUCUCGGUGGUGGCUCUCCAAUCGAUGCUGCCAAGGCCAUGUGGGCUGUUUACGAAUACCCAGAGAUGACCUUCGAAAAGCUCAUCGUCCCAUUCUCAUUCCCAGAACUCCGCCAAAAGGCCCACUUCUGCGCCAUCACAUCAACAUCUGGCACAGCUACAGAAGUCACAGCCUUCUCUGUCAUCACAGACUACCAGAAGGGCAUCAAGUACCCACUUGCUGAUUUCAACAUCACACCAGAUGUUGCCAUUGUCGAUCCAGAUCUUGCUGAGACAAUGCCAAAGAAGCUCGUCGCUUUCACAGGCAUGGAUGCCCUCACACACGCUUUCGAAGCCUACGUUUCUACACUUCACUGCGAUUACACUGAUGGCUUGGCCCUCCACUCCAUCAAGCUCAUCUUCGAAACACUCGAAGCUUCCUUCAACGGCUGCAUGAAGGCCCGCGCUACAAUGCACAACGCUCAGUGCCUUGCUGGUAUGGCCUUCUCCAACGCCCUCCUCGGCAUUGUCCACUCAAUGGCCCACAAGACAGGCGCUGCUUACACAAGUGGCCACAUCGUCCACGGCUGCGCUAACGCCAUGUACCUUCCAAAGGUUAUCAAGUACAACUCCAAGAACGAAGAGGCCCUCCACCGCUAUGGUGACAUCGCUCGCUUCCUUGGAAUGCAAGGCAAGGAUGAUGUCGAACUCGUCGAUGCUAUCUGCCAGAGAAUCCGUGACCUCUGCGUCAAGAUCGAAGUCCCACUCUGCAUCAAGGACUACGAGAACGGAAUGAUCAACGAACAGGAGUACCUUGCCAAGCUCAAGGAUGUUGCUACAAACGCUAUCGGCGAUGCUUGCACAGGCUCUAACCCACGCCAGCCAACCCAGGAGGAAAUGGAGAAGCUCCUCCUCGCUGUCUUCUUUGACAAGCCAAUCGAUUUCUAA
Molecule: messenger RNA, 1191 nt
Organism: Trichomonas vaginalis G3
Lineage: Eukaryota; Parabasalia; Trichomonadida; Trichomonadidae
Product: NADPH-dependent butanol dehydrogenase
Exons: 1
Coding region: 1-1191 (396 amino acids)
Cellular component (GO): mitochondrion
Molecular function (GO): metal ion binding; alcohol dehydrogenase (NAD+) activity
Source: RefSeq, a predicted model, not a curated record